CGUCUUGCCAAUUUGACAGCAGCGGAAAAGCACAUGGGGGAACGAGAACGGCGGUUUAAGGAGAGCCAGUCAGUGUUGGUCGUCAGUGGCGGUGGCUGUGGCCUUUGAGUUCACCCAAAGGUCGUCAGUGGCUGCGGCUGUGGCAGUUGAGUUCACCCAAAGGUCGUCAGUGGCGGCGGCAAGGCUGCAAGAAAUAGCUUCGCAUGGCGAAGAGGGAGGCGCGGGGGUCAGCCGAUGCUGACAUCAACCUGAGCUCCGAUGAAAGCAACAUCUACAUAUGGACGGCGGUGAUCAAGGGCCCAGCUGACACUCCAUGUUAUGGAGGGCAAUUUACCCUGACAAUCAACGUGCCUCAGCAGUACCCCCUCGUGCCGCCCCAAGUGUGCUUCGCUACCAAGGUCUUCCAACCCAACGUGCACUUUAAGACCAGGGAAAUCUGUCUGGACAUCCUCUAGAUGGGGUGGAGCCCGGCAUGGACGCUCACAUCGGUGUGCCGUGCCAUAAUCACCCUCAUGUGCCACCCUGAACCCGACAGCCCACUCAACUGCGACUCUGGCAACCUGAUCCGAGCGGGGGACAACAGAGGGUACUGCUCCAUGGCUCACAUGUACACUAGACUCCACGCCAUGCUGCCCGCUCAUCGAUGAACCUUGAAGCGCAUUGGAGUUUCUCCGCGCCUCAAAAUGUACAGUAGACUCCGCGCCACACCAGCCACGUUGAGGAGAUUUUACGACAAUUUCCUGUAGCUGCAUGGUCAAUGGGCACAGGGCACAGGGCACAGGGCACAGGGCACAGGGCACAGGGCACAGGGCACAGGGCACAGGGCACAGGGCACAGGGCGCAGGGCACAGGGCACAGGGCACAGGGCACAGGGCACAGGGCACAGGGCACAGGGCACUGGGCACAGGGCACACGGCACUGGGCACACGGCACAGGGCACACGGCACAGGGCACAGGGCACAGGGCACUGAGCACUGGGCACAGGGCACAGGGCACUGGGCACAGGGCACUGGGCACUGGGCAUACGGCACAGGGCACAGGGCACAACAUCUUAAGUAUGCCACCUCCUUUGAUAGGCUGACAUGGACGCUUGAGGUGGUAGUGUGAGGCGAUUUUGUGCCCCUCCGCACCACCCAUGCUCGACACAUGCCACACCCACCGCCCUCGUGUGCAUAUAACGUCUGCAUCCUUUCUUUCCCUGGGCAUUUCAUGGUGUUAAAUGUUACUAGGUGACUUUUAAAUGUUACU
Closterium sp. NIES-67 is the source of this 1248-nucleotide messenger RNA. Lineage: Eukaryota; Viridiplantae; Streptophyta; Zygnematophyceae; Desmidiales; Closteriaceae. The record is from the annotation of a GenBank genome assembly.